Messenger RNA from Sitodiplosis mosellana (orange wheat blossom midge), 842 nucleotides. RefSeq lists its product as uncharacterized. The transcript has 2 exons. NCBI's taxonomy places the organism in Eukaryota, Metazoa, Arthropoda, Insecta, Diptera, Cecidomyiidae. Gene Ontology annotation, molecular function: ubiquitin protein ligase activity. Gene Ontology annotation, biological process: protein ubiquitination. Bases 63 to 842 code for a protein of 259 amino acids. The record is from RefSeq and is a predicted model, not a curated record.
AGAAAACAACAAAAAAACGUUUUUGAAAAUUCCUAGUUUUUGAUUUUGUGUUGAAUAAAUAAAUGAUGGAUGAUGAAUGUCGUGGCGUUCGGCAGCGUAGAAAACAAGCGGAUCCAACUUGUUGUCCUGUUUGUGGUAUAACAGUACGAGCACACGAGAUGGAGCAGCAUUAUUCCAUGGAAAUGGAUCGUUUAAACAAAUUAAGUGUUCAAAAAUAUCGUAAAUCCCAGACGAAAGAGAUGCCUUUAGCAACGAUGGCCUAUUCACCGUCACCAUCACCAUCGCUUUCAGCUGCAUCGAGCACGGCGAAUGCUUCAAGUGACCCAAAGGAAUGCUGGACCACAUACCAACGUAUCAAAAACAAUCGAAGUGCUCGGCUCAAGUUGAAAAAUCGUAAACGCAGAGCCGAUGACCCGAUGUGUCCUGUUUGCAAUGAACGCAUUCCCGACGAUAUCAAGUUGCAUGUCGAACUUUGUUUACGUCGAAAUGAACGGAACAACGGAAGGUCGAGCGCAUCUAAUCACGACGACGACGAUGACGAUGAUGAUGACAUUAGCAUCGAUGUUGAAGGUGAUUUAACCUCACAAGUACUUAAAGCCUUCAAUUUACAAAUGUUUUUGUUGAAACCAUGUCUAGUCGCCAGUUUCAUUGAAUUGUCAGCUUUAAAAUUACCCGGUGGUGGUAUAACGGCAGGCCUUGUGACCACUGAUCGGCAGGUGCGCGUGUUGCUGCGUGAUUUAAAUGGCAAAGCAUGCUGGGAUGCAAGCAUCUUGUAUCGUGGACCAAAAAUUCAAAUCACAAACAUUGACAAUAUCGAUGAAAAGCCCAAUUUACAAAUUUGA